Molecule: messenger RNA, 867 nt
Organism: Hansenula ciferrii
Lineage: Eukaryota; Fungi; Ascomycota; Saccharomycetes; Phaffomycetales; Wickerhamomycetaceae
Product: Sorbose reductase
Exons: 1
Coding region: 1-867 (288 amino acids)
Cellular component (GO): intracellular anatomical structure
Molecular function (GO): oxidoreductase activity, acting on NAD(P)H, oxygen as acceptor
Source: RefSeq, a predicted model, not a curated record
AUGACCAUACCAAUUAGAAAAGAUGAAGAUGAAGAAAUUUUUUCGUUUAUUUCAAAUGAAUUUCACGAUGAAUUACCUCGUCCUUCACCUCCAAAAAAAUCUGUACAAGAGCUUUUUUCAUUAACGGGGAAAGUUGCAGUCAUCACUGGUGCUUCUAGAGGCAUUGGUUUAGCUAUUGCAGAACAAUUUUCCCAAGCAGGUGCUUCAUUAGCUUUAAUUGAUUAUCUUGAUUGUUCGAAACAACAAUUAGAUUUAAUGAAUGAUGACAAUUUAGUGAAAUCUUAUCAAUGUGAUGUUAGUAAAUCAGAUCAAGUUGAAUCAACAAUAAGUAAAAUUGAACAAGAUUUUGGUACAAUUGAUAUUUUUGUUGCGAAUGCCGGUAUUGUUUGGAAAACUGGUAAUAUCAUAGAUGAAACAAAUGAUAAUUAUAAAGGUUAUGAUCAGUUAAUGGGUGUUAAUUUAAAUGGAGUUUAUUAUUGUGCAAGAUUUGUUGGUCGUAUUUUCCGAAAACAUGGUAAAGGUUCAUUAAUAAUUACAAGUUCAAUGUCUGCUCAUAUUUCAAAUGUACCAAUGAAUUUAACUCCAUAUAACGUUACAAAAGCUGCAGUUAAACAUCUAGCUAAAUCUUUAGCCAUUGAAUGGGCUGGUUUUGCAAGAAUCAAUUCAGUUUCACCUGGAUAUUCAGAUACAGGAUUAAAUGAUCAUUUAUCUAGAAGUUUUAGAGGUAAAAUGUGGUCUUUAAUACCUUUAGGUCGUGAAGCUCAACCUUUCGAAAUUGCAACAGCUUACGUUUACUUAGCUUCAGAUGCAGCAUCAUAUGUAACAGGAACUGAUAUAUUAGUUGAUGGUGGUUAUACAGCUAUUUAG